AAACUCAAAUUUCGCAGCAGCUGAGCCGAGUUCCAUGCCUUCUCGGGAAACAAAGCAGUAGAUGGAUGAGGCACAUCGCGUCAGCGGCAACCGCCUGCGGUACGCGCCAGAAAUAAUAAUUAGGGGAUCCUGAUAAGUGUUGGCACAAGUAGCUUGCCAGCACCCAACUCCAAGCAAGCCAUAACUGCAAGAAAGCAACGGCAGCAAGAAACCUUGUAAACAUCGGAGCAUAGAUCGCGGCGGUGAUGGCGGCCAAGGUGAGGACGGAGCUGGACGUGGGCGCCGACGGCGUGGCCGUAAUCACCAUCUACAAUCCGCCCGUCAACUCCCUCUCCAUCGACGUCUUACAUAGCUUAAAAGAAAGCUAUGAAGAAGCACUUCGGAGAAACGAUGUUAAAGCUAUUGUCGUUACAGGGAAAGGAGGGAAAUUUUCUGGAGGAUUUGAUAUUAGUUCCUUUGGUGGUGUUCAAGGAGGCCAAACAAUGCAACCAAAGGUUGGCUACAUAGCAAUAGAUAUUCUCACAGAUACUGUAGAAGCUGCGACAAAGCCAUCAGUGGCAGCAAUUGAUGGUCUUGCUCUUGGUGGGGGUUUAGAAGUUGCCAUGGCAUGCCAUGCACGGAUUGCAACUCCAACAGCUCAAUUAGGUCUUCCAGAACUUCAGUUAGGAAUUAUUCCAGGAUUUGGAGGAACACAGCGACUCCCACGACUGGUUGGUCUGACAAAAUCUUUGGAAAUGAUGCUGUUAUCUAAGCCAAUCAAGGGCGGUGAGGCACACCAACUGGGUCUGGUUGAUGCCUUAGUUUCUCCUAAUGAUUUGGUGAAUACUGCUCGUCAAUGGGCUUUGGAUAUAUAUGAAUGUAGGAGGCCCUGGAUCAAAAGCCUUUAUAAGACUGACAAGCUAGAACCUCUUGGGGAGGCUAGGGAAAUUCUGAAGUUUGCAAGAGCUCAAGCUCAAAAGCAGGCAGCUAAUCUUCAUCACCCACUUGUUUGUAUUGAUGUCAUUGAAGAAGGUAUAGUUGCAGGACCACGGGCUGGACUCUGGAAGGAAGCAACUUCUUUCCAGGAACUGCUUUUCUCAGAUACUUGUAAAAGCUUAGUUCAUGUGUUCUUUUCUCAGCGGGCAACGUCUAAGAUUCCAGGUGCUACAGACUUGGGGUUGAUGCCUAGGAAAAUAACUAAAGUUGCCAUUCUAGGUGGUGGGCUUAUGGGUUCAGGAAUUGCAACUGCGAUGGUAUUAAGUAACUAUCCUGUGCUACUUAAAGAAGUAAAUGAGAAGUUCCUAACUGCUGGAAUCAACAGAAUCCAAGCCAAUUUGCAGAGUCGAGUAAAGAAAGGAAAAAUGACCGAGGAGCGAUAUGAGAAGGCUAUGUCUCUCGUUACUGGUGUCCUUGAUUAUGAACGUUUCAAAGAUGUAGACCUCGUUAUAGAGGCAGUUAUUGAGAAUGUGAAGUUGAAGCAGCAAAUAUUUUCUGACUUAGAGAAGUACUGUCCUUCACAUUGCAUCCUUGCUACUAACACAUCUACAAUUGAUCUUAAUCUGAUUGGGGAGAAAACAAAGGCUCAAGAUCGUAUUGCUGGUGCACACUUCUUUAGUCCUGCGCAUGUGAUGCCACUUCUGGAAAUAGUUCGUACUCAGCACACUUCACCACAAGUUGUUGUUGACUUGCUGGAUGUUGGGAAGAAGAUUAAAAAGACACCAAUAGUCGUCGGGAACUGUACUGGCUUUGCAGUUAAUAGGAUGUUCUUUCCAUACACUCAAUCAGCACUCUUUUAUGUUGAUCUUGGUAUGGAUGUUUAUAAGAUUGAUCGUGCUUGUACCAAAUUUGGAAUGCCUAUGGGUCCUUUCAGACUGGCAGAUCUGGUUGGUUUUGGUGUGGCUGUGGCCACUGGUAUGCAAUACCUUGAAAAUUUCCCAGAGAGGGUCUACAAAUCAAUGCUACUUCCUCUGAUGAUGGAGGGCAAUAGGGCAGGUGAAGCCACCCAAAAAGGAUUUUACAAGUAUGAGGGCAAGAGGAAAGCGACUCCUGAUCCUGAAAUUAUGAAAUAUAUUGAAAAAUCUAGGAGCAUGGCAGGAGUUACACCAGAUCCUGAGCUGAUGAAGCUAAGUGAGAAAGACAUAGUCGAGAUGGUGUUUUUCCCGGUGAUAAAUGAAGCCUGCCGAGUCCUUGAUGAGGGUAUCGCCGUCAAGGCUUCUGACCUAGACAUCGCUUCAAUCUUUGGCAUGGGGUUCCCACCUUAUAGGGGAGGUGUCAUGCACUGGGCAGAUUCCAUCGGCGCAAAGUACAUCCAUGGAAAGUUGGAGGAGUGGACAAAGCGGUAUGGGGGCUUCUUCAAGCCCUGCUCUUACCUCGCUGAAAGAGCUGCAAAAGGGAUUCCUCUGAGUGCACCAACAAAGAAAGUUCAGGCUCGGCUAUAAGAUGAUUUCCUUGUGGAUGGAGGAGACAAUAAUGGAUUCCGGUGAAGCAUUUGGAAUGCGUAGAGCUGUAGGCUACCACUAUCACAUGCAUGUAACGCAAUAUACUACUGUGAAAAUAAAGUGCACUGCACGGCGGUUUUUUUAUAUAUAAAUACAAGGAUUUUUUUCU
Molecule: messenger RNA, 2586 nt
Organism: Zea mays
Lineage: Eukaryota; Viridiplantae; Streptophyta; Magnoliopsida; Poales; Poaceae
Product: glyoxysomal fatty acid beta-oxidation multifunctional protein MFP-a
Biological process (GO): fatty acid beta-oxidation
Cellular component (GO): peroxisome
Molecular function (GO): NAD+ binding; (3S)-3-hydroxyacyl-CoA dehydrogenase (NAD+) activity
Source: RefSeq, marked validated